Messenger RNA from Acyrthosiphon pisum (pea aphid), 4475 nucleotides. RefSeq names its product Smad anchor for receptor activation (gene Sara). The transcript is spliced from 17 exons. Gene Ontology annotation, cellular component: early endosome membrane. The coding region runs from base 646 to 3975 and encodes 1109 amino acids. The record is from RefSeq and is a predicted model, not a curated record. Gene Ontology annotation, biological process: endosomal transport. Gene Ontology annotation, molecular function: metal ion binding. Lineage: Eukaryota; Metazoa; Arthropoda; Insecta; Hemiptera; Aphididae.
AAUGUACGAAUAAAAUGUGUAUAAUUGUUGUUAUUAUUUAAUGGUGCUACAGUUUGUAUUCUAUAUGACGUAAUUUAAAUAUCAUAGGUAUAAAUACAAAAGGAUUUCAAGUACUAAUUUUUUUUAGUGGUUUUUAUAGAGUAGAUAUGGUUGGUAUGCAAAAUUGUACAAACUUAUUUUAACUACGUAAUUCUAAGGUUUUUAACUAGCAAUGUAGAUUCAAAUCAAUGAUGGGAUAAACGUUUUCAUCUGAAUCGUUUGUCACGGACAACUAAAAUAUAAUGGAAAAGUUUACUGUUGAUUUAGACAAAGUACUAGACGAAUUUGAGUUCAACGAGGAAAGAGAACAACUCCAAGCAUCCAUUUUAAAUGGACGGUCCAAUGUUGUACCAGCAAUACAGCCACAAGCUCCAGCCAUUAGUGGAAAAAUGUUACCAGCAUCAAGUUAUCGUCGUCCUGCAUUUGAACCUAUAAACUUAGCUGAUGCUGAUUUUGGUAUAGAACCAUCAGCUACUACAUCUGUUAAGUCUGAUUUAUUACAAAAUGGUUUUGUUGAAUCUGUUGAUCCUGAAGAAAUUACACCACUAUUGGAUAUAGAUUUGCCUUCAAAUGAAAAAUCAUUAAAUAGUGUAAUAGAUGUAGUCGAUGAAUAUCAAUACAAAGCCAUUUAAUUUAAAUAUACCCCCAGACCCUUAUGACGGUCAAGAAAUGUUAAAAGACUUUCGUCCAGACUUAUUAGAAUCAUAUGAUUCAGCUAAAGAAAGCGAUAAAAACUAUUCAAUCGAUAACAUCCAAAGGCUACCAGAUGUUGCAUCUUGUCCUGUUCUGAUUACCUCACCUGAUUCAUCCAAAGAUGAUUGUACAAUAUCUAGUGAACUACAGUCUUUAAACACAUCAGAGAUUUGUGAUAUAGAUAGCACAAACGCCGAUUUUUCAGAUUUAGAACUUUAUAAGUGUCUUCAAGAAUAUGAAGAACGAGAUGACUUGUUGUCAGUAAAUUACAACUGUAGCAGUUCAACCGAUGUCCUAUCGCCCCGCUCUGAAUUUUCUGAUGAAUUAAUUGCUGAAAAACCAUUGAUAUGUGAUGAUAGCAUAUCGGAAACAAAAGAUACAAUUUCAUCUGAAACAUCCAAUGAAUCACUUUCAAACAAUAACUGCGAUGAACCUCAGGAGGAUGUAAAUGGACAGUUACUGCUUUCUGAAGAAGAAAAAGUAAUACUUGAAGAAAUACUUGAGGAUUCGUCAAAGUUAGAAGUCAGUUUUGAGGAAAGUACAACUGUCAAACAAUUAGAAAAUGAGUUGGAAAAAAUUUUAGAUGUUGAAAUUGAACGUGAAGUUACAAAAGACAAAUCUCAAAAAGAUGUAUAUGAGCACAAUGACAUUCCAGACUUACCCAUUGUUCCUGAUUCAAAGUUAGAAUUAGAAUUUCAACACAAUGAAAUAAUUCAGACUUUUAACCAACAGAUAAAUGAAGAAUUGCUAGAAAAAAACUCUAAUAAUGAAGUUAUAAUAGAAGACAAAGCACUUUUAUCAGAGUCACAAGUUGAAUAUGUUUAUCCACUGGAAAAAGAACCUACAGAUUCAUUGUGUAGUAUAGAAUCAACUGAAACAAUAUUAUUAAAAGACGAUAAUCAAGUAAGUGUCAAUACUGUCACUGACUCUUUAGAUUCUCAGAGUACUUGUUCCCUACCAUCUGAAGUGAUUGGUGAUACUAUAGAAAAUGCGGAAGAAAACCAUUUACAAAGACCUAGUACGCUUGAUUUAAAUGGAGCAACAAAUUGUGAAAUUGAACUACCGUCAACCUUAAGCACGGAUUCAGACUGUGCACUAUCAUUAAUUGAACGUCGACUUGGUAAACUACAACCAUAUUGGGUACCAGAUGAAGCAGCAAAAAGUUGCAUGAGAUGUCAAUUGAAAUUUACUGUUGUUAAACGCAGGCAUCACUGUAGAGCUUGCGGUGAAGUUCUAUGUUCGAAAUGUUGUAAUUUACGAGCUCGCCUAUCAUACAUGAAUAAUAAUGAAGGACGAGUUUGUCAGCAGUGUUAUAACACACUCGCUAGAGCAUCUCAAGUCGAACAAAAAGUAGCUACAAUUAAACAUCCAAACCCAAAUAAUCCCAUGGAAUAUUGUUCAACAGUUCCACCAUUACAACAAGUAACUGAUUCUAAAAAUCAACCCGUGCCAUCAGUUUUAGUUCCUGUGAGCGUACUUAAAAGAGAAGGACGAGUAAAGUCAGAUGUUCCUAAACAGGUUAUGUUUAGUGAUGGUAUCAGACCUGGAGGUGAUUUAGCAGAUUUAGAUGGAUCAUCUGAAAGAAUUAUACCAACAAGACGACUAUCACGUUCAUUAAAGAAGCUUAGUCCUACUAUUAAUAAUGUUAUUGCUGCUAACAGAAGGCCACUAAAUUCUCAAACACAAAGUUACAUACCAAAUAUUGGUUUGCCACCAGCAGCUAAGAGAGAUCAGGGUGAAUUGAUAUUUGAUGACACCGAACGCCCAAUAGCAUUAAAUGAUCCAGAAACAAUGUUUGCUAUCAAUCCUAAUUUAUUUCUUUAUGUCAGGAGAGUUUUUUUGGACUGUUGUGUUAAACGUGAAACAUGGUGUAUGAGUACUGAUGGCCUUGCAUGUGUUGGUCAAGAUGAGGUAGUAAUUUUAUUGGAGACACUUCCCAAUGAAAAACAUCCACCUCGUGAUAUAUUUCUCUUCGUAAACAAUUUGUAUAAAAACGCUUCAACAGGUGUAACAGUUAGUGAUAUGUCCUUUACAGCCCCUGUUAACACUACAUUAUUGGAUUCCAAUAACCAUGGUGGAUUUUUAUUUGUAAGACAAACAUACCAGUGUAUGCAAAAGUUACGUUUACCAUCACCCCCUUAUUUAUUUGCAUUGCUUGUUCAUCAGUAUGAAACUCCUUGGGCCAAAAUGUUCCCUAUUCGGUUAAUGCUACGACUUGGAGCAGAAUAUCGUUAUUAUCCAUGUAUGUUAGUGUCUAUUAGAAAUCGACCUUCUUUAUAUACAGAAAUCGGUCAAACAGUCAUUAAGCUAUUAGUAGAUUUUAGACAAUAUUCUUAUGGUUUACCAACCGUUAAAGGCUGCUAUAUACAUAUGGACGAAAAACAAAUUAUGGUGCUAUUACCUCGAAACAGAUAUGAUCAAGUUUCAAGAUUGGUAUUGGCAUCAAAUCGCGGAAUUUUAGCAUUUGGUGCUAACUUCAGUGCAGUUGCUGAUUCUCAUCUAGUAUGUGUUCAGUCAACUAAAGAUGAUGGAAAUUACAAUACACAGGCAAUUAAUAUUCACAAUAAACCUAGACAAAUAACGGGUGCCAGUUUUAUUGCACUGAAUGGUGAUUUAGAAGAUGAGGUUAGUACCAGAUGGCGCAUAGUGGAAGACGGUGUCAUGGUUAACAUGUCAUCACAAAAGAUGGCAUUGUUACGCGAUGCUCUUCGUCUAAUGAAAGACUUUGAACUAAAUUGUGGAACCAAUGAUGAGCAAACAGUAAUAUUCCACUGGACAGAAGACGAUGUUAAUUUCAACAUUGGAGUUAAGAGUUGUAUUGAUGGCAGACUAUUAGAUGGUGUAUACUCAAUUAGAGUACAUAACGGUGUUGAUUAUUCAGGAAAAAGACAUUUUAUUCGAUGGACUGAAGUGUUUGUUAUACAAUGUGAAGAAACGUCUGAUCGUGUUGAUGAGCCUUUGGACACUAGUAGAACAGCUGAAUCUAUAUCCAAGGCAACGUGUACUGCUUUGGUUCCACUUUUAGAUUUGUUAUCUGCAGCUUCAUUGACUCCACUGGCCUUACGAAUUGUCAUCAAUCCUGAUUCGGUAGGAUAUGAAGCUGGAAGUGGACAAAAUAAACUUCCCCCUUUAUAUAUGCAAAGUUUGGACGAACAUCUUGUCCCAGUUGUGAAUGCAAUAGCAGUUAAAGCCCAGCAGUCAUCAGUAAUAUUGGAACUGGUGUUCAGAGUAAUGGAACACUAGGUAGGUUAUUCCAUAGUGUGUCCAUAUUUUACCCUUUUAAAUAUGUACUAUUUUUGGUUAAAUUUAACUUAAUUUAAUAUUGUGUUGACUAUAUUUUGUUUACCGAAUGUCCCAAUACCUAAUUAUAUUUAUAUAUAUAUGUAUAAUUUUUAUUUUUGUAUGGACCUCAAGAAAUUCUGGAACAAGAGUAAAUUACUAAUUUUAUUUUAAUUCAUACAAUGUUGAUAUAAUAGUGCAUUUUAUUAACACUGCAGAUGUCAAAAGAAUUUCUUGUAGUUUCCUUAUUUUGUUGUGAUGUGUACCAAAAUCAUGUUAUGUUAUCAUUAUAAAUUCAUAUUAUACUAAAUAGUAAAUAAGAAUAUUUAACUAAGAAUGUUAUACCAAUUGUUAUCAAAAUUUAUUUAAUUAUUAGAGUUUAAAAUUUUUUUUAUAUUACUCAUGCAUUUUAAUAGAUUACUCAAACAAAAUAUAUCAAUAAAUAUGUAUUAUAAUAUAUAACA